CUGAUGCUGACGUAAAAUGUUAAAAUAUAUAUAGCAUCUUUGUUGUAGUGUUACCUCACAUGUUGACCACAGAGAAUGUAUUGAUAUGGCAUUCUUCCCUUGUUUCACAAAUCCCAUAAUCCUUUGAGACAACGCUUUGCCCAAUUACAACCAGGCAGCCUGGAGGAAGGAAAACAUCCCGAGAAGAACAAGCCAAGACAACACAACAAGAGAGAAUCAACGUUAAACUGAAACAGCUAAUGUUAUACGAGGUCUCUGGACUUCUCUUUAUCAUGAGAACUUUACAGAUCCACAGCCCACAUUCCCAUUGCAGUUGAUGAUCUGCAUCUGGUCCAGAUAUGACGGACAGUGUGAGGACCUUCCUGCGCAGUGUUGCAAUGGGGAUAAAGGACUCCAUUGUGGGGAUUGGGACAAUCUCCAAGCUUGAUGCCCGCAUAAAGCAAAAAAGGGAAGAGCAGAAGCGGAGAAGAACAAGUGGAGCUCUGGCACAGCGGAGAGCACAGAUUAAUGAGCGCAGGCCAGAGAGUGAACCAAAAUUAGCUAGCCGAAUCUUUCAGUGCUGUGCAUGGAAUGGGGGAGUAUUUUGGCUCAGUAUGUUACUGUUCUACCGAGUGUUUAUUCCACUCUUACAGACUGUAACUGCCAAAAUCAUUGGUGACCCAUCACUUCAUGGAAAUGUGUGGUCCUGGCUGGAGUUCAUUUUGACCUCUGUGUUUAGUGCACUCUGGGUGCUUCCCCUUUUUGUGCUUAGUAAAAUAGUUAAUGCCAUUUGGUUUCAGGAUAUAGCUGAUCUUGCUUUUGAAGUGUCUGGACGAAAGGCCCAGCCCUUUCCCAGUGUUAGCAAGAUUGUUGCAGACAUGCUCUUCAACCUCAUCCUCCAGGCCCUCUUCCUUAUUCAAGGAAUGAUUGUCAGUCUGUUUCCUAUUGAUGCCAUUGGACAGAUGGUUAGUCUCCUGCACAUGUCUCUGCUCUACUCUCUGUACUGCUUUGAAUAUCGCUGGUUCAACCAUGGUAUUGAAAUGCAUCAGCGGCUGUCAAACAUUGAGAGAAAUUGGCCCUAUUACUUUGGCUUUGGUCUACCUAUGGCUCUGCUGACUGCUCUUCCAUCCUCAUAUAUCAUAAGUGGCUGCCUGUUCUCCAUCCUAUUUCCACUCUUCAUCAUCAGCGCCAAUGAAGCGAAGACCCCAGUCAAGUUAUACCAUUUUCAGCUGCGCCUCUUCUCCCUGGUUGUGCUCAUCAGCAACAAGCUGUUCCAUAAAACAGUUAAUCUACAAUCCUCUCUGACAUCCUCUACCUCUUCUGAGAAAUUGCCUUCCCCUCACAUGUCACCAGUCCGUCAGCAGCCCAUGCCUUUUCAGUGACUCCCAGGAGUGAGAAUAUAGAGAGCACAAUCUGUCAAUUACUAAGGCAAUGAAGUAUUUAUGAGCCAAAAAGGAGGACAUAUUUAGUUUGCUGUCAUUUGGGAUUACACAUACUUUAAAUUCUCAGUAUACUCAGAAAAUGGAUUAAGCAAACAAUUCUAGACGCUAUCAUGUUACACUGAACAACCUCACAGUUCCUAACUGUGUGUAUGUGUGCCAUCUGAAUGGGUUUGAGUUUGGAAGAACAGCAUGGCCCACGUUCAACUUUUAGUUUGAGCCCAAAUGAUUGUUUAUGUUAUGAUUAACCUGUGGCCUUUUGAUUCAAUCUUAUGCUUUUUGUUUUCUCUCUCAAUAUGUCUUGCACGCCAAUAGACAAACUGUUGAACAGCAAGGUUUCUUUUGGCCUGUCAGCUAAUGUUACAGCGUUCCACUUGUGGCAGACAUUUAGCUUAAGAAGAAGACCUGGUCUACUGAAGAUAAUGUUAAUGUCAAAAGAAUUAAAGAAUUUGUAAGUGUUUUAUAUGUGUUAAUUGAUGUUUGUGAAAGAAGAAAAGGACCGCGUAAGAAGGGAGUCAGAUGUAGUGCAGAGCUAUUAUAACCAUGGUCAAAAUAGACUGUUCAGAAUGCGGUCCUGGGCUAGCUCUCAAUAUGCUCCCAAGCUCCCUAGGCAGUAAACGUACUGGGGGACUGUUACAGGGCUGUGAAAACGUGCCUAUAUAGAGAAUGGAAGUUGACUGGAAGUUUGCAGUUUUUCAGUGUCAGCAUUUUAACACUUACUGGUUCCAAAGAAAAAAAUCCCUAUGGAAAAGUGGGUGUGAGUGAGACAACCCUAGUAGAAAACCUAGGCAAACAGUUUAGUGAGUGAAAAUGUAGUUAUCAGUCGGUCUUUUGUAACAAAUUGUUGUCUUGUCUUGUUAAAAUAAAGAUGUUGCUACUGAUAUGCUAAAGUAGAAAAAGAAUGGCCUACAUUUUGUCGCUUGCCUCAGGAAACAUGAGGGACUCUCGAUCCCACACCCUGCGGUUUCUUAUGAAACUUAGAUGUUUUAGGCGCUAAAGUUGUAACAUUCAUUUAUUUUUUCACCAGAGUGGUUGUCAAAUCCUUAAGUAAUCGGUGUUUUUACUUAAAAUGACUUUGUGUUUGUUGUGAGAACACUUAUAAUCCCUGACUGGUAAAGCUAGCUAUGGUUAGGUUCUGAUCGCCUUGUGAAUUUGGUGAUGCAUUAAGCUAAGUGACUAGCCUUGUAGUCUGUUAUUUUUCGCUGGUAGCAGAGGGAUAGCAACAGACAUAUUUAAGAGACAUAAUGGAUGUACGGUGUAUACAGAGAUGACAUACACGUGCUUUUUAAUGAACAUAAUCGAAUGUGAAGUAUUUCAAGCAGUUAUUUAACUACCAUGGGUGUUAUCUUGUCGAAAUUCCAAAACCCCAGUCAUUCUCUCAGGGAUUUUCUUCUUAAAACCGGAACUUGCAAAAAUGCUAAUCUGCCGCAAACAAAAUGACGACAGUCACUCCCACACUCUAUAAUCAGAAUUAAGGGUAAUUGGAUACAGUAACCCAUAACUUAACGUGUGUACAACUGCCUUAAUAGCAUGUCAAUCUCAAUUCACCUAGCAGUUAAAGACCGGUAUCGCCAUGUACACAUGUUACGCGGAAGAGGAUAUACACUGGCUCUCACAGAAAUAGACAUGUUGAUAUGAUAAUUACAACAAUGAUGUGUGUGUAAGAGUUUGUUUUAUUGAUUUCUGUGUUAUUGUAUUUAUAUUUGCAGUGACUUACAAUAAUGAGUCCAGUCCUGAAACAAAGGUCUGUUGUUGACUGAAACACACGGCCCUCUCUUUUAUGACAUGGGUCAAGGAUACAGAUGCUUCCUUCAUUUCAGCUCUGUUUUAGUAUCUCUUAAGAUGCCACUGUUACUCUUAAAUGUGCAGACCACAAUCCAGGUGAAAGGUUGUUGAUAUUUGAGCUCCACAGCCAGUCAAAGUACACCCCUCCCUUCCUUUGGUAAAACAUUGUUGAUUGGAUGGAAUAGUAUGUGGCUUGGUCCCAGCCACUUUGUUUUCCAUUUGCAGACCCAGGACUGUGUACACAUUCAGAAUGGAAAGAACCACGGACUGCUCCUUUAAGCAAGAUCUCUGCAUACCACAACCUCUACUCUCUAAUCCUCCAUUGUAAGAUAGCCCUCAAGCUAAUAACUGUCAUUUUUUUUCAGUUUGCAAACACGCUGAUAGAAAAGGUACUUGUUCAGUUUCUGUUCGUUUUGGAGAAGUGAUCUGAUGUGAUGUCAGUUUGGGUAAAAGAAUCUUCGACUUCUUUGAACUAGUCUGGGAAGGUGAAGCUACUUUCUCCUCCCUUCAUGCACACAGAUGCAAGAAUAAAGCCUUGAUUUUCAAUUGAU
Clupea harengus (Atlantic herring) is the source of this 3754-nucleotide messenger RNA. RefSeq names its product EI24 autophagy associated transmembrane protein (gene ei24). Gene Ontology annotation, cellular component: endoplasmic reticulum. Lineage: Eukaryota; Metazoa; Chordata; Actinopteri; Clupeiformes; Clupeidae. Gene Ontology annotation, biological process: macroautophagy. The record is from RefSeq and is a predicted model, not a curated record.